CUGUCCCUGUCUGUGUCUCUGGCUCUCUCUGUCAGAGAUUUUUAACUUCUCUCUCUCUCUGCUCUGCUCUGCUCAAAGUCCCCGUCGUCUUCGUCCUCAUCGUCUUCGUCCUCCAUCUUCAUCAUAUUCUUCAUAUUCCAUUCUAUUAAAUGAAGAAAUCGAUUGAAUUUACAGCCAUUUACCACGCCACCUUCCUCUCUCACCCGCCUCCUUCCUGACCUUGCCCUGUUGUCUACAGUCCCACUCUUGUCCCUUUCAUCUUCUUCUUCCUCCUAUUCUCUCUCAGCUACCACUCUCUCUCUCUCUCUCUGGUCUGGACACCAUUCUUCCUCAUUCAUUCAAUCCCAAGUCCUUCCAUUUCAAGUUGAAGGAAAACCAGUUUUUUUUUUUCCCCAUCAAAAUGCCGUCUUACAUUGCCUUCUUCUCCAUCUUCUUCUUCUUCUUCUCCUUCAUCUCUUCCUCCGCCGGUCGCCGGAUCCUCCACCAGCCAUUCUUUCCGGUGGAUUCCUCUCCGGCUCCGACCACCCAACCGCCCCUUCUGCCGCCGUCUCAGCCCAAAUACCCAUUCUCCUCCCUCUCGCCGCCCUCCAAACAGAACCCGUUUUUCCCAUUCUCCUACCUCUCGCCGCCACCGCCGCCGCCGGCCGGUUCCCUCGCCACGUUCCCGGCCAACAUCUCCUCCCUCGUCCUCCCCGAUACCUCGCAUUCCAAACCCAUCUCUAGGAAGCUCGUUGCCGUCGCAGUCUCACUCUCCCUUCUCUCCGCCGCCCUCAUCACCGCCGUUGCCGCCUUCCUGCUCCACCACAACAGCCGCCGCUCUUUCUCCCACCACAAAGUCUCCAGAACCGACAGCCUCCGCCUGGUCCCGCCCGAUGCCGCCCCCUCCGACGGCGGCCACAAGCCGCCCCGCAACGUCUCCGGUGCCGGCUCGGAGUUUCUUUACCUCGGAACUCUGAGAGGAAUCAGUGAGGAGGAAAGGGAGAGUCACAAAGCGACGAACUCGAGCUCUCCCGGCGCCUCCUCGAUGCUUAGCUACGAAAGGCUGGGCUCGCCGGAGCUCCAUCCGCUUCCGCCGCUGCCACGCCAGAAUCUCCGGCGGGGUUCUCCCGCCGACGACGAUGUGGAGGAUGAUAACGACGAGUUCUUCUCUCCCAGAGGGUCUCCGCCCCCGCCCAAAGAGAAUUUCGUGCCUCUAGGCCCGAAUUCGAGGUCGGCUUCGUACCCAUCUUCCAAUUCUGGUUCUCCGGCGAAUUCCACGUCUAGCAGUUUGGAUUUAAGCCCCAGAAGCUUGAGAUCGAAGUCGCCCGACUCGGCCGUCAGUUUCCCGGCUCCGUCUCGGCUGCCGCCGCCCGUACCGGCACGGGUCGCAGCUAAGUUGCCUCCGCCACCGCCACCUCCACCGCCGAGGUUCUGGGAAAUUCCGUUCGGGCCGCCGGUUCUUGUAACGCCGUCUAGACCGGCUGCGUCGCAGAACCCCGAGCCGGGUUCGGAUUCGGGGAGUGAGAAAGGGAAGAAGAUGGAAACUUUGGUGAAAACUGAGGAAGCUCCGAAGCCGAAGUUGAAGCCUUUGCAUUGGGAUAAGGUCAGAGCAAGCUCUGACCGGGCAAUGGUGUGGGAUCAACUCAAAUCCAGCUCCUUCCAGUUAAAUGAGGAGAUGAUCGAGACAUUGUUCACUGUAAAUUCUUCGAGUUCUACUGUGAAGGAGAGUGCCUGGCAAAGGGUUCCACCAAUGGCGAAUCAAGAGAAUCGAGUACUCGAUCCAAAGAAGUCCCAAAACAUUGCAAUUUUAUUGAGAGCGCUCAAUGUGACAAUAGAUGAAGUCUGUGAAGCCCUUUUGGAAGGUAGUGCUGACAACCUGGGCACGGAGCUUCUUGAAAGUUUAUUAAAGAUGGCUCCAACCAAGGAGGAAGAACGGAAACUCAAGGAGUUCAGAGAUGAAUCACCUUUCAAGCUGGGCCCUGCCGAGAAAUUUCUCAAAGCGGUGCUUGAUAUACCGUUUGCAUUUCAGAGGGUGGAUGCAAUGCUUUACGUGGCCAAUUUUGACUCAGAAGUUGAUUAUCUCAAAAGAUCAUUUGAAACCCUGGAGGCUGCUAGUGAAGAACUGAGGAAAAGCAAAAUGUUCCUGAAGCUUCUAGAAGCUGUACUAAAAGCGGGGAACCGAAUGAAUGUUGGAACUAACCGUGGGGAUGCCCAUGCCUUCAAACUCGACACACUUCUCAAGCUUGUGGAUGUUAAGGGCACCGAUGGGAAAACCACUCUUUUACAUUUUGUUGUACAGGAAAUCAGCAGAGCUGAAGGUUCUCGUCUUGCUGGUGCCAAUCAAAGUCCAACAACCGAUAUAAAUCAUCAAUCCAGCUUGCAGGAUGAGAUUGAAUUCCGGAAGCUCGGCCUACAAGUUGUUUCUGGCUUGAGCGGCGAGCUCACCAACGUGAAGAAGGCCGCUGCCAUGGACGCAGACGUGCUUAGCAACGAAGUGACAAAACUAGCGAAAGGGAUAGACAAGAUCAGGGAAGUGUCGAAAUUAAAUGGAGAAGCUGCGGCGGUGGAGACCAUCUCCACCACCCAGAAAUUUUCCGAGUCAAUGAACGAGUUCUUGAAGAAGGCAGAAGCAGAGAUCGGAAAGAUAGAAGAAGGGGAGAGGGUUGCCAUCUCUCUGGUGACAGAAAUAACCAAGUACUUCCAUGGUGACUCCGCCAAGGAAGAGGCUCAUCGUUUUCGGAUCUUCACGGUGGUGAGGGACUUUCUGUCGAUUCUUGAUCAGGUCUGCAAGGAAGUGGGGAAGAUCAACGAGCGACGCACCGUCAGCCCCAUUCGUCAGUUCCCACUGCCGGUAAAUCCAAACCAACCACCUGUUUUUCCUGGAUUGGUUAGCCAGCCGCAUUUCGGUUCGUCUGAUGACGAGAACUCAUCAUCAUCUUCUUAAAAGUGUUGAAGAAAUGAGGUUUGGAUGAUCAUGCUGCUGGUCUCUCUCAUCUCUCUGCUGCUUUUUUACAUGCAUUUGUGUACAAGUUUUGGAAUAGUUUGAUCCCCUUGUUAUGUAAUAUAUAGGAAACAUAAUCAAACAGAUCAGGAUGGCCAUGGUUAGGAUGGGUGAAUGGGCCGAAGUUGGCUUGUAAAAAUCUAAUUAGUACUGGGUUUAAGGAAGGAUUUGCUGAUCAGGAUUAGAAACA
Molecule: messenger RNA, 3170 nt
Organism: Diospyros lotus (date-plum)
Lineage: Eukaryota; Viridiplantae; Streptophyta; Magnoliopsida; Ericales; Ebenaceae
Product: formin-like protein 2
Exons: 4
Coding region: 401-2923 (840 amino acids)
Biological process (GO): actin cytoskeleton organization; actin nucleation
Molecular function (GO): actin filament binding
Source: RefSeq, a predicted model, not a curated record